Messenger RNA from Blepharisma stoltei, 3432 nucleotides. The record is from the annotation of a GenBank genome assembly. NCBI's taxonomy places the organism in Eukaryota, Ciliophora, Heterotrichea, Heterotrichida, Blepharismidae.
AUGGAGGAUAGGGUAGAAAGGUCUCAGUCGGUAACUUCGUCUUUUAUUGGACGGUUAGGCUUUAAGAGUAACAAUAAUUUAAUUGCAAAAAAAGAACUGCCCAUAAGCAUUUUGAAAUUGCUGACAAAUAAAAAUUUUGAAAAACAAAAGGAAGGGAAUAAUGAAUUGCAAAUGUUUUUGAGGCAUCAGAUUGAGAGUGGGAAUGUGAAUGCUAUACAAAAUAUUAUUGAGCUAUUUAAACAAGAAUUUGUAAAUAACUCACAAGACCAUUAUAGAAAUGUAGGCUUAUUUGCGUAUUCUGCAAUUGCGACAUCGCCAAUGUCAUCUCAAGAAAUUGAGCUGGUUUUUCCUGAUUUAAUUGAGCAGGCGUUAAACUGCUUUGGAGAUCAAGUUCCGAAAGUCAGAUAUCAUGCGGUUGAAGUGCUCUAUAAUAUUGCAAAAGCUUGUAAAGAGCAAGUGAUCCAGCAUCUUUCUGUCAUUAUGAAAUGCUUAACUUAUUUAUACUCAGACCGAAAUAAUGAAGUAAAAUCUGCUGCUGAAAAGCUUGACUGCUUAUUGAAACUAUAUUUAGUUGACACUGGAGCUGACCAAGAGAUUUUUGAUUCGGUUGAAUUUUUAGAAACUAUUCAAGAAGUCAUCAACCAAACCACACACCCAGAUGUACAAAAAUUUAUUAUUUCUUGACUGAUAAUUUUGAACUCAAUCCCAAGCUUUAAUUUACUUGACUAUUUAAAUUAUUUUUUUGAAGGACUAUUUUUAAUGCUUGAAAGCUCAAAAAUUGAAGUCCAGCACGCUGCUUAUUGACUACUAGCUUCCACCUUUUCCGUGUGCAACAAAAAUUAGAAAAAAAUCCCUAUAUUUUUGGGUAAAAAUAAUUAAUUCUGUUUGAACAAAUUGAUUUGCAGCUUAAAUUUUACAAAUUAAAUAAAUAUUUGCUUUCCAAUUUGAUUUUUUUUAAAUUUUGAAAGAAAAAUUACAAAUGCCUUACCUAUAAAUAUUUAAAAAAAAAAUUAAAUCCCUCUGUGAGCGAACAAAAUUUAUUUUAUUCGCUCAUAGAAGGGAGUAAGGGAAUUGCUAGAAAAUAUCAAAGAAAGAAUAGAAAGCGACAAAAUGAAUUUUGUAUAUGUCAUAGAAACCUUAAUAAAAUUGAUAAACAGGCAUAACACAUAUGUAAAAUCUGAGGUAACAACUUGGAUAAAUGAGCUUGUAAAUACUGCAAAUUUUAUGAUAUCGUCCCAAUUUCCGAAUAUUUUAAAAGUUGUGCUUCUCACACUGUCGGACAGUGAGAAAUAUAUUGUAGAGCUCUCAGAGGCAACAAAUAAAAAGCUAUUAGAACUAUCCCUAGGGUUUGAAAACAUGCAUUGGGAUAAAUUUGAUUUUUCUUCUUUAGUAGCUAUUUUGGUGCCUUUUCUUAAAAAUUCUUCAAAAAAAACCAGCAUGGCUGUGCUGGAUUGGAUUUUGACCUUAGAGCAUUUAAACCCAAAGUCCUUGGAGAGCACUUUGCUUAUUAUCUUGAACACAUUGACUUAUAGACUUGUAGACCCAGAUUACUCGAUUGUCAGCCAAAUUAUUUGUGUUUUUGGCAAAAUUGCUGGAUAUCCUGGAUAUUUCGAAAAAGUGAUUGAGUCUGUCUUAAACCUCUUUAAAGAGGCUCCUUUAUUAUUAGAAAAUUCCGGAUUUUUUAUAAUUAAGCACUUAUGCUUGCAUUUAGGAACCGAAAAAGUUUAUCAGUGUUUCGCAGAAACUCUUAGAAUAGAUAAGGAGCGCGAAUUCAGUAAAAAAUUGAUUGAAACUUUGACCGAUUUAUUACUAAUUGAGCCAUCUUUUGAAAGCCAGAGAGAUAGGCUGCGAUACUGCUUAUGCAACCAAGAUACAUCUUGCAUAGAAUUUGUUGAGUCUUUAUUUAAAGCUUGAAGCAUAAAUCCUGGGUCAACCUUAAUUCUGUUAUAUUUAAUUCAGGGCUAUGAGCUUGCAUAUGAUUUAUUUGGAAUUUUAUCGAAAUGCAGAGUAACGCUUUCAUUGCUUACUCAGUUAGCAAAACUUGUAAAAGUGCUGGAUUCGCCGCUUUUUGUACAUCUUAGGAUCCAGAUGCUGGAAUAUCAAAAAUACCCAUUUUUAUUGAAAUCUUUGUAUGCGCUUUUAAUGUUUUUGCCUCAAUCUGAUGCACAUGAAACCUUAAGGAAAAGGCUAAAACAGGUUUCUGCUCUGCAUAAUUGUAUUAUUGUGUUUGCAACAGAAAAUUCUACGAAAACUCAUUUGUUAAAACAUAUUGAGCUUAAAAAUUAUUUUUCACAGCUAAACCCAACACCUUUAUAGCUGAUACCCCUUUAUAGAUUUCUUUAUCGAGCAAAAUGUACUGGAUUAUUGAACGACCAAGAGAGACUCUAUUAAAGGAACGGGCUGGAUAUCUAUAUCAGGAAGUGCUAAAAAGUGACAUGUCAAAAAAUGGUGACAAGUCUGAAAAAAGUUGACAAGUAAACGCGCCCAAUUUUUAAAAUGGAUUUAUUAUUAAAAUAAUUUAAAAUAUAGAUAUUUUAAUUUUAAUCAAUAUUUAAUUAGGCCAAGUACACAUCAUAUGAGUCGAUAAGAACUUUGCAUAUAUUUAAAAUCACAAGUCACGCACUUUGCAAAUUGUAGCUCUAGUCUUCAUAAAUAAAUUACAUAAAUUAAAAAAAUUCUAUCGAGCCGGAAAAAUGCACAUUGAGUUGCAAGUUUUUGAUUUUCACUUAUAAGCCAUAUUUAAAUUUUUGCUAAGUGCUUCUCAUCUUAGUCGAUAAGAACUUCUUAUAUAUUGAUAAUCACAAGCCAUGCACUUAGCAAAUUAUAGCUCUCAUCUUCAUAAAUAAAUUAGCAUAAAAUAAAGAAAUUCUAUCGAGCCGGAAAAAUGCACAUUGAGUUGCAAGUUUUUGAUUUUCACUUAUAAGCCAUAUUGAUUUCUGCUAAUUACUUCUCAUAUGAGUCGAUAGAACUUCUUAUAUAUUGAGAUACACAAGCCACGCACUUUGCAAAUUAUAGCUCUAGUCUUCAUAAAUAAAUUAGCAUAAAAUAAAGAAAUUCUAUCGAGCCGGAAAAAUGAACAUUGAGUUGCAAGUUUUUGAUUUUCACAGCUAUUAUUAAAUUUAAAUAUAUAUAAAUCAAAAUAUUUAAAGCCAAUAUAUAAUGUGUAAUUAUAUCUUCUGUCUAAUUGAGUAUCUUAAGUUUUAAAUUAUUUUAAUAAUAAAUCAAUUUUUAAAAAUUGGCGCGUUUACUUGCCAACUUUUUUCAGACUUGUCGCCAUUUUUUGACAUGUCACUUUUUAGCACUUCCUGAUAUAGAUAUCCAGCCCGUUCCUUUAAUAGAGUCUCUCUUGGUCAUUCAAUAAUCCAGUACAUUUCGCUCGAUAAAGAAAUCUAUAAAGGGAUAUAAGCUAUAUCGAUUUCACAGCAAAGUUAA